UCCGCGCAUGCGCCCCUUCUAAUACUCGCCAUCCAUCCACGGCAGGAAAAAAAAUGAAUGAAAAACCUUACGAAAAGACAAAAAAUGGAGCUAUUUCAAUAACCUAACACUGUUUAUGUGUUAUGGUUGACAGUAAAAAAAUGGCGUGUUGUUUCUUGACGGACAAGUAAGCUAGCAAGUUAACAGGCUAGCAGAUGUUAGCCGCUAUAUGCUAGCAAAAUGUACGUUCUUUACACAAUAGUCGCGUCUUUGGUCGCCUUUCUUAUUUUGAAAUGGAUGAAAAAGAGGAGGUAUUGCACCGACCUGAAGCGACUGGACGGCAAGACAGUUCUUAUCACAGGAGGAAGUUCCGGCGUCGGGAAGGAAACGGCUGUGGCCUUGGCCACGAGGGGCGCCCGUGUGGUCAUCGCCUGCCGAGACCCUGCGAAGGCGGAGGAGGCGGUGAGGGAGAUCAAGUUCAGGAGUCACAGUCUGGCGGUGGUCCACAUGGAGCUGGACCUGGCCAACCUGUGCUCGGUGCGGGAGUUCUGCAAGACUUUCCUCCAGCGGGAGAAGAGGCUUGACAUCCUGGUCAAUAACGCAGCCAUGCCCGGCGUCCUCGACUGGACUGACGACGGCUUCAGCAUGUGCUUCGGUGUCAACCACCUGGGCCACUUCCUGCUCACCAGCCUGCUGCUGGCCCGCCUGAAGGAGUGCGCCCCCAGCCGGGUGGUGACGCUCACCUGCUCCAGCUACAAGUACCAGAAACUCAACUUCCAGGACCUCAACUACAACCUGCUGCCCUUCUUCACCUACUGCCGCAGCAAGCUGGCCAACGUCUAUUUCAGCCACGAGCUGGGACGCCUCACGCAGGGGAAGGGCGUCACGUCCUACGCCGUACACCCCGGUGAGGCCGCGCCAUCAUCAACAGCAGACGCUAACGUGUCACCAUCUUCACGGUGCUUUUUUUUUUUUCCCCUACUCAGGCUUUGUGCAGAGCGGAUGGACGUGUCACUAUUCCAUCCUCUUCCGGGUGCUGAUGCGGUUCGUCAUGUGGAUGUUCUUUGUGCCCUGCGAGGCGGGAGCGCAGACCGUCGUCCACUGCGCCGUGUCGGACGACGCGGCCAAACUCGGUGGCGGCUACUUUGUGGACUGCAGAGCCGCCGCCUUGCGUCCUUUUGCCAGGGAUGCCGGCGUGGCCAAGAAGCUGUGGGAGGCCAGCGAGAGACUGGUCAAGUUGUCCUGAGGUAACUUCCUGUUUUUUUAAUGUUGAAACAUUGGCAUUACCAGCAGUGGCUGUAGGCAACCGCUUGAUGUACUGAAAAAAACAAAAAACUCCACAUGAAGGCAGUAGCUGCUUUGGAAGUAUCAUGAGUGGUCAGCAUCUACCUCUGCAUGCGCUAUUGUGCGUUACACUUGUCGUACUGUUGUUUACAAUGAGCUUAUCAAUGCUUAGCGCUAUCACAACACUGGUUCUGUUUCUGCUGUGUUGUACAAUAUACAUGUUGAUAAAUGACCACGUUGUUGAAGCGAGAUGCGUUUUCGAUUUUGUCUUUCUCAUACACUCCGAAUCAUUAUUAAUUAAAAAAAUUAACCUGUUACAAUCAGGAGUUUUGUCCAAUGUCCUAUUUAUGCUAUUUAUGUCCUUUUUAG
This is a messenger RNA of Dunckerocampus dactyliophorus (ringed pipefish), 1632 nucleotides long. RefSeq lists its product as uncharacterized. The transcript has 3 exons. The coding region runs from base 220 to 1230 and encodes 336 amino acids. Lineage: Eukaryota; Metazoa; Chordata; Actinopteri; Syngnathiformes; Syngnathidae. The record is from RefSeq and is a predicted model, not a curated record.